Molecule: messenger RNA, 630 nt
Organism: Fusarium redolens
Lineage: Eukaryota; Fungi; Ascomycota; Sordariomycetes; Hypocreales; Nectriaceae
Exons: 3
Coding region: 1-630 (209 amino acids)
Source: RefSeq, a predicted model, not a curated record
AUGGCCGCCGCUCCGUCCCCGACCCUGACGCCGUCACCCCGGCCCGGCGCACCAAUGCCCUCAGAUCUAGCUUUUCCCCAGGACACGCACCCGCGUCUGUCCGUCGCGACGCCAAUGCGGCUCAUGCUGGGAACAAUCUCGUCAGCAGUCGUGGGCUUCUCGCUUGGUGCGACGCAGGGCGGACAGAUGGCGCAGCUGCGGUUCCGGGCGGAGCAUGCGCACAAGAUGCCCGACACGACGACAGGGUGGUACUUUUACCACAAGAGCAAGAAUUACCACGCCAUGCAGGGCGGCAUACGAGAGGGCUUCCGCAUGGGUCUCAAGACGGGUUUCUGGAGCUUCCUGGCCUUGUCGCUUGAGAGCACGGUCGAUAGAUAUCGCGGGGCGAGCGACAUGUUUUCUACGACGAUAGCUACGCUUACAGUCGCUGGCGCGUUUUCUCUUUGGCGUGGCAGAAGAGAUGAGCUAACAAGCGCCGAUAUUCGGCGUGUGCAUCUAGAUCGCCUGUCACUCACAACGGCCGCCCGGACCGCGCGAUACGGGUUGUUGUUUGGGCUUGCGUACGGUGGGAUUCAAGAUGUGCUUGGCUUAGCCCGAGGCAGACCGAUCGGAUAUAUCAAGACUUGGUAA